Closterium sp. NIES-65 is the source of this 584-nucleotide messenger RNA. NCBI's taxonomy places the organism in Eukaryota, Viridiplantae, Streptophyta, Zygnematophyceae, Desmidiales, Closteriaceae. The record is from the annotation of a GenBank genome assembly.
AUGACAGGCGCGUCCAGGCCUGCCUUUCAUUUCCCCGCUAUGACAGGCGCGUCCAGGCCUGCCUUUCAUUUCCCCGCUAUGACGCCAGUGAAGGCGCUGCUGCAGCUGAAGGAGGCGUGGGGCGUUUGGAAAAACAACAGCAACGCCAAUACGGCGUGCCCCCCCCCUCACCCUCCUCCCCUCCCGCUUCCCCCCUGUGCCGGCAGUGAAGGUGCUGCUGCAGCUGAAGGAGGCGUGGGGCGUGUGGGAAAGCAACAGCAACGCCACCACGGCGUGCUCUGCAUGGGAUGGCGUCUCUUGCAGCCCCAACGGGCUCGUCGUCGCCCUGUGAGUCUCGUCGCCCUGGAUGCAAAGAAGUUCGUCGAAGUGGAUCCUCCGGCCACUGGCUCCAUACCUGCUUCCAUCACUGCUCUCGCCACUCUGCAAUAUCUCGAUCUGACCUUCACGAGUCUGGAGGGGCCCAUUCCAUCCCUCGCCACCCUCACCGGCCUCACCCACCUAGCGAUUGGACUGGAUGGCAGCAGGCUCACCGGCACUCUGGACGGACUGGCUUGGCUCUCCUCCCUCACCAACCUGCGAACACU